This is a messenger RNA of Neurospora tetraspora, 2791 nucleotides long. RefSeq lists its product as uncharacterized. The coding region runs from base 371 to 2752 and encodes 793 amino acids. The transcript has 2 exons. Gene Ontology annotation, molecular function: DNA-binding transcription factor activity; sequence-specific DNA binding. Gene Ontology annotation, biological process: regulation of DNA-templated transcription. NCBI's taxonomy places the organism in Eukaryota, Fungi, Ascomycota, Sordariomycetes, Sordariales, Sordariaceae. The record is from RefSeq and is a predicted model, not a curated record.
GAGAUAUCAAGAGACACUGCAGGAUAUAUAACGCCCGCUCGUUCUGUGUGCUUCUCAAGGACCAACAAAUCUAAAACCUCUCUUAUCCCUCUUCCGUCUGGCGAAGCAGCUCUCCCACAAGCAGGAUCUCUUCGCACUACGCUUCCCCGCGAUCGUAUCUGUUGGUCUGGUGUUCCCGUCGAUACCCGCGAUACGUACAGCUUUUGGACAGUAUCGCCUAUCUAGUACGCCCUAUCUUACGAGAUACCAUACCAAUAUCCUACAUCGACAGGUCUUUAGGUAGCCCGAUCGCCUACCGCGCCUCUCAACACCACCAUUGCGCCGUAGUGGCUUUCCUAGUGAACCGAUCUCGUCGUGCCAUCUCGAGCGCAUGCUCCCGUCCUACGCCAUGUCGUCUCCUAAUCCGAGAAAGAGACCGGCUCCGGGCUCUUCGCCCAUCGUGCCCCUUCCUCUUCAGCAGAUGCAGCAACAGUUCAAUCCCGCUCAGGCAGACCAGGUGUUCCGGUGGAAUAAUGGCCCAGACGCAGCAGCGGCCCCUCUCAACUCGUUUGGAAUGAUGUCCACGCAAGCACCGUAUCCGCAGGCUAUUCCAGCACCUUCCAAUGCCCUGGCGCGGCGCCCACCAAGUCGGGCCCUUGUCCCUACGAACCAGUUCAACGGGGCGGCCGACACCUGGGCCUCAUUUAGUGACGAUGCUUCCUAUCCUUUGGGGCAUAACGUGCCUCCGGUGGAUGAGCACGACAACAUUGAGCGCCUCGAAGAGAUGGCGCAGCGUGCCAAGCGGGAAGCGCAGGCCAAGAGAAAGCAGAUCCCGCCUUUCGUCCAGAAACUGAGCAGCUUCUUGGAUGAGUCUAGGAACACUGAUCUCAUUCGCUGGUCUGAUAAGGGUGACUCUUUCAUUGUCCUUGAUGAAGAUGAGUUCGCCAAGACCCUUAUCCCAGAGCUCUUCAAACACAACAACUAUGCCUCGUUUGUGCGGCAGCUCAACAUGUAUGGCUUCCACAAGCGAGUCGGCCUUUCGGAUAACUCUAUGAAGGCAUCUGAAAGGAAGAACAAGAGCCCAAGCGAGUAUUACAAUCCUUACUUUAGGCGCGGCCACCCCAACCUUCUAUGGCUGAUCAACAAACCGAAAAGUGGAGGAAAGGGAAACAAGUCAAGCAAAGCUACACCCAAGACCGAGGGAGAGGGGGAUAGCGAGGAGGAUGCCGGUGUCGAGGACGCAUACGCUGGUCAGAACUACUCGUCAGCCCAAGUCGGACGUGGUACCUCGAGUGCUAGUGAGGUUGGCCCGCUACACAAGAAGGACCUCGUAGCAGUCAAGUCUCAACUAGAUCGGCUACAACAGCAACAGGUUGCCAUCUCCACCAUGCUACAAAAGAUUCGAGCUGAACAUACAACCCUAUUCCAGCAAGCUGUCACGUUUCAGAACAUGCACGAACGUCACGAGAAUUCGAUUAACGCCAUUCUUAACUUUCUUGCCAAUGUAUUCCGGAAGUCGCUGGAGGAGCAAGGAGGGACGCAAAGUGUGCAGGAUCUCUUGGCAAGCAUCAUUCCCAACGCUCAGGUUCAUAACCAGAACCAGAUGCCCCAGGCAAAUGUUGUCGACCUCGGCGGCUUCGUCAACCAGCAGGUCCACAACAAUAUGGCUAUGGGAACGCCAAAGCGUCAACAGCGUCUCCUGCCCCCUAUCCCCCAGCAGGGUGUAGCCAAGGUGCACUCCAUUUCCCCAUCCUCGACAGCCUCUCCUGCUCCGGUCCAUCCCCAAUACCAAGCGCAGCAGAUGGGCUCCGUCACGGAACUCUUCGACACAACCCCCGGAGACAGCCCAUCGUCCACAUUCAUGAAGAAUGAGCUACAAAACAACCCUCAGGAGGGGAUGAUGAAGCUCAUUCAAGACACGAAUGCUGUGAGCGUUUCGGGAGGUGUUGACCUACCAGAUAUGGCGACCAAGACGCAUGUGAAUGCUCUGAGCAACGACCAACGCAACAAAAUGCUCAGCAUCAUGGCCGGAAACAUCCCCUCGACCAACGGUUCCUCAUCGGCCUCAAGCUCCGCGGUACCUGCCCCAGCGUCCACGAUGCCGCCUAUUCCCACCAUCCCCACGGUACCCGUUACCACUGCUGCUGCCCCUGCCCCUGUCGUCCCCAGCCCCACUGCACCCAACGCGCUUUCCCCUGCCCUUGGCUCCAUGCCGCCGCCGCCACCACUCCCCAGCUACUCCCACGAGGAGUUGGACGCCCUUCAACGGCUCCAGGAGGAACAAGCCAGCCAGAUCGAUCGACUUACGAGCUUGCUCGGUCCUCUGAGCCCCUCCGGUCGCAUCCCCGGUCUUGAUGAGCACGGCAACCUUAACGGCGCCACCGGCUACUUUGACGGCACUGACAUUGAGCAAUACCUCAACGACAACGCCUUCUCCGAUGCUGCCUACGAGUUUUCCGGGCUACCCGGUGCUAACGGAACCGGCGAUGGCACCGCCGACUUUAACUUCAACCUCGACGACGGAUUCGAUCUGACCAACCCGACCCACACCGGCGCUGCUCCCGGUACUGCCAACGGUGCUACCGGCACAACAGCCGCCGGUUCCAACGCCGGUGGCCUCACGGUCCCCGGCGGCGGGUUCGACUCGGGAAGGACAUUCGAGACCAACUCCCCCGUCAACACCCCCUCCCCCUCAGCGGCGACGGAGGAGAUGAUCAAGCGUAACGACAUGGAAAGUCCCGAGCGCGAUCCGAAGAGGCGGAGGAAGGGCUAGAAUCCCGGAGAUCGUAACUCUUCUUCUUCUGUUGCUUCU